Harmonia axyridis is the source of this 3490-nucleotide messenger RNA. RefSeq names its product alpha-actinin, sarcomeric. The record is from RefSeq and is a predicted model, not a curated record. Lineage: Eukaryota; Metazoa; Arthropoda; Insecta; Coleoptera; Coccinellidae. Gene Ontology annotation, cellular component: plasma membrane; cell projection; Z disc. Gene Ontology annotation, biological process: muscle cell development; actin cytoskeleton organization. Bases 173 to 2860 code for a protein of 895 amino acids. The transcript is spliced from 13 exons. Gene Ontology annotation, molecular function: actin filament binding; calcium ion binding.
CACGAUCGGGAGACGAAAUUACUUUUGUCGAGAAUCCAGUGAGUCGGGCACGGGUCGUGUCAGUGGGGUAAAGUGCGCGUACGGUCGUGUGCUUUAGCACGACGUUCAUAACACACAUCUGUCGAACGAAAGAAAAAACGAAAUUACAAUCGCUAGUCGUGGGUUUGGAGAGAUGAUAAAUACAGAUUACAACAGCGUAGAGUACGCAGACGGUUACAUGGAACAAGAGGAGGAAUGGGAACGGGAGGGCCUUUUGGACCCAGCCUGGGAGAAACAACAGAAAAAGACGUUCACUGCGUGGUGCAACAGUCAUCUUAGGAAAGCCGGCACGGCCAUAGACAACAUAGAAGAAGACUUCAGAAAUGGCCUCAAACUCAUGCUUCUCCUUGAGGUCAUAUCCGGGGAGACCUUGCCGAAGCCUGACAGGGGUAAAAUGCGUUUCCACAAGAUCGCAAACGUUAACAAGGCCCUGGACUUCAUCGCCAGCAAAGGAGUCAAGCUGGUAUCGAUCGGUGCUGAAGAAAUCGUGGACGGUAACCUGAAGAUGACGCUCGGUAUGAUCUGGACGAUCAUCCUGCGUUUCGCCAUCCAGGACAUCUCCGUCGAGGAGAUGACGGCCAAGGAGGGUCUGUUGCUGUGGUGCCAGAGGAAGACCGCCCCGUACAAGAACGUGAACGUGCAGAACUUCCAUCUGUCGUUCAAGGACGGUCUGGCCUUCUGCGCUCUGAUCCACCGUCACCGGCCUGAUCUGAUCGACUACAACAAGCUCAGCAAGGACAACCCGUUGGAGAACCUGAACACGGCCUUCGACGUGGCCGAGAAGUAUCUAGACAUUCCUAGGAUGUUGGACCCCGAUGACUUACAGAACACAGCAAUGCCAGACGAGAGGGCCGUAAUGACAUACGUGUCGUCCUAUUACCAUUGCUUCUCUGGUGCUCAAAAGGCCGAAACUGCCGCAAACCGCAUCUGCAAAGUGCUCAAGGUCAACCAGGAGAACGAACGUCUCAUGGAGGAAUACGAACGUUUGGCCAGUGACCUCUUGGAAUGGAUCAGGAGGACCAUGCCCUGGCUCAACUCGAGACAGACGGACAACUCCCUCGCCGGGGUCCAGAAGAAGCUGGAAGAGUACCGCACCUACAGGCGUAAGCAUAAGCCUCCGCGCGUCGAACAGAAGGCCAAGCUGGAGACCAACUUCAACACCCUACAGACGAAGCUGCGUCUGUCGAACAGACCCGCCUACAUGCCGACAGAGGGUAAAAUGGUUUCGGACAUCGCCAACGCCUGGAAAGGCUUGGAAACGGCCGAGAAGUCCUUCGAAGAAUGGCUCUUGUCUGAGAUGAUGCGAUUGGAGAGGCUGGAACAUCUGGCCCAGAAGUUCAAACACAAGGCAGACGCCCACGAGGAAUGGACCAGAGGCAAGGAGGAGAUGCUGCAGAGCCAAGACUUCAGACAGUGCCGUCUCAAUGAACUGAAGGCCCUGAAGAAGAAACACGAGGCCUUCGAAUCGGACUUGGCGGCCCAUCAAGACAGAGUGGAGCAGAUCGCCGCCAUUGCCCAAGAACUGAACACUUUGGACUAUCAUGACAGCAUCAGCGUGAACGCUCGUUGCCAGCGCAUCUGCGACCAAUGGGACAGACUGGGAGCACUGACGCAGCGUAGACGUCAAGCCUUGGACGAGGCAGAGAGGAUCUUGGAGAAGAUUGACAUCCUGCAUUUGGAAUUCGCGAAGAGGGCAGCUCCCUUCAAUAACUGGCUGGAUGGCACAAGAGAGGACCUGGUCGAUAUCUUCAUCGUUCACACCGUCGAAGAGAUCCAGGGUCUCAUCGAUGCUCACGCUCACUUCAAGGCAACUUUAGGAGAGGCUGAUAAGGAAUACCAGAGCAUCGUUGGUCUGGUGAGAGAAGUCGAGUCUAUCGUCAAACAGCAUCAAGUGCCCGGAGGACUAGAGAAUCCCUACACCACCCUCACCGCUCAUGAUCUCACCAGGAAAUGGGGUGAAGUGAGACAACUUGUGCCACAAAGAGAUGCCACCCUACAGGCCGAACUUAGAAAACAACAAAAUAACGAAAUGCUGAGACGCCAAUUCGCCGAGAAGGCCAAUGCCGUAGGACCCUGGAUCGAACGUCAACUAGAUGCAGUGACUGCUAUUGGAAUGGGUCUGCACGGUACAUUGGAGGACCAACUGCACCGUCUGAAAGAAUACGAACAAGGUGUUUAUGCUUAUAAACCACAUAUUGAGGAAUUGGAAAAGAUCCAUCAAGCUGUUCAAGAGAGCAUGAUAUUCGAGAACAGAUAUACUCAAUACACAAUGGAAACUCUCAGAGUUGGCUGGGAACAACUCCUAACCUCAAUCAACAGGAAUAUCAACGAAGUGGAGAACCAGAUCCUCACAAGGGACUCGAAAGGAAUCACCCAAGAACAGCUUAACGAAUUCAGAUCUUCCUUCAACCACUUUGACAAGAAUAGGACCGGACGUUUGACACCAGAAGAAUUCAAAUCUUGCCUUGUAUCUCUUGGAUAUUCGAUUGGUAAAGACAGACAGGGUGACAUAGAUUUCCAAAGGAUCUUGGCCGUUGUGGAUCCCAAUAGCACCGGCUAUGUACAUUUCGACGCGUUCCUCGAUUUCAUGACCAGAGAAAGUACUGAUACUGACACUGCCGAACAGGUUAUUGAUAGUUUCCGCAUCUUGGCUGCUGAUAAGCCGUAUAUCUUACCCGAUGAGCUCAGAAGAGAAUUGCCCCCAGAUCAAGCAGAAUAUUGUAUUCAGCGUAUGCCUCCCUUCAAAGGACCUGGUGCAGUGCCUGGUGCGUUGGACUACAUGUCAUUCUCCACAGCUCUCUAUGGAGAAUCAGAUCUUUAAAUCUCUCCUCUGUAGUAACUCCUAUUUUUACAAACUCCAUAUCUUAUUUAUUUUUCAAAAACGAAUAUCACCAAGAAUCUUCCAUUACUCGAACGAACAUAUUUAUGUAUAGAUACGAAUUGCAAAUUUUAUUUCCUGAGAAUUUUCAGAUCUUGGAGGUAUGUUUAGUCUUUUUAUGUACUAUUUUUUCUUUUAUGAAGAAUUAUUUAUUAUACGUGCCCAUAUUCAUUUAAUUAAGUUUUGUGUACAUAGGAGAAAAAACAUCAGGGUUCUUUGUUUCUGUUAUCAAUAACAAAUAACCUUUACUGUUUUCAACAUAAAGGUUCUUUGUUCAAAUAUUACCUUUGAAAUGUAAUCGAAGAACCUCUAUGAUUUUGUUUUGGUUGGAGUUUUAUGAUAUUUAUUUAAAAAUGAUUUAUUUGCCUCAAAGUAUACUAACUAUAUACAUAAGUUUCAAAAUAUUUAAUUGUAUAACAUGUAUUUAAAUCAUUUUAUUCUCGAUUUUUUUUCUUCUGAAUUUUUUGUUUUACAAUUGGUUUCUUACCAGAAGAUGAAAUGUAGUGCUAUAUUUUAAGUUCAAAUUUAGAUUUCCUAAGAUGAAACUAUGUGAAUAAAUUUAAUAAUAUAGAA